This is a messenger RNA of Phytophthora nicotianae INRA-310, 2467 nucleotides long. RefSeq lists its product as hypothetical. Lineage: Eukaryota; Oomycota; Peronosporomycetes; Peronosporales; Peronosporaceae. The coding region runs from base 169 to 1374 and encodes 401 amino acids. The record is from RefSeq and is a predicted model, not a curated record. The transcript has a single exon.
UGUUACAUUGCACACGACCAACAUUCCGCUUCAACCGAACAAAUUAACGAGUCCAUUCCCUCUGUAAAUCACCUCAUUUUAGCGUAAUUCCCUUCAGUUACGCGUGUGGAAAGUCGUCAGUUGGUAAUUUUCCCAUCGCAACUCAAGUGCCUGGAAACUAUUCUUGCCAUGCUCAUGGAGGACCUUGACCAGCACUUGGACGGCAUCACGCCGCUCUCGCCGCUCUCGCCGCUCUCCGCCUCGUCCCCAGACGACCUGCACGCGCCUCCGCCGAGUUUUCUGUCGGCAGCCGCCGCCACGACUCUCUCCAAGCCCGAGAAACCCAAGAAAAAGCGAAAGGCAACCUACGUGUUACGGAAAGAAGAGCAGUCGGCUUUACAGCAAGAAAUCGAGCAAUUGGAGAGCCAAGUUGCCGUUCUCAGGUCGCACACUCUGCCACCCGAAGAAGCCGCUAAGGCAGACCCCGUUUUGCAGCGCAGAGAGGCGGAGAACGCCGCGCUGACGAGCCUCUUGCGUCAUCAGCAGUUGCAUGUUGCCAAUGCGCAGUCGCUGCUCUCGAGGUGUCUCGGAGACCAGCAUACACACCCACUGUAUACACGUAUCCGGCUGACGAAAGACUGGUCGGAAAGAAGAGCGACGCUGCGCGCUAUACGCGCCGAGAAAUUGCGGAAUGCCUACGAGUACAUUCUGGCUCGAAGCAGCCACUCGCAGCCGGAGAAGAUGCAGCUGUCCGACGAGAGAUUCGAGUCAUCGCAGGGCGAUUUAUGCUGCGUGAGGUUCGAAACCAUCCACUUCCGAGGCGUUGAGUCGCUGGAGCAAGUAUACAAUGCGCUCAUCUUCUACUUAACCAACAUGGAGAUCAGUAUAUCCGAAAGACUGGGACACAUCACAGUGCGCGAUGAUUACGAUUCCAUCGAGGGCACGGCGUAUAAUUCUCGAAUUGCAUCCACUGAAGAUUGCGGAGUCACCACGGAGAUGAAUGCCGUGUCGUUUCCGCAGCUUUUUGGCAAAGACGAACUGGGUUUUGGUGUCCCCGCCUGUGCCAUUAUGGCCAGCGACUGUGUGGAUGAAGAUGAGCUGUAUCCAUACAAUUACGCAGAGAGAGUGAGGAAGGAUGUUUCAGGGGCGGUAUUACUUACCACGAGUAGGAGGAAAGCAAAGCACAGAGGAGACAAACGCAUCGGAACGGCAACAAUGAUGGGUGGAGACGACACUGAGUUGGUUGUGACGAUGCGCCGGGCCGCGUUUGUGAAACUUCAUAAGCCUAAAUUUCCAAUAUCGCCGUUCGCUCUGCAGGAGCUGCACGAGGGGAUUGCACGCUGGGGCGACGUCAUGCUUAAGACUGUCCGCAGUGUCAUAUAUGCAACUCCGUAGCAGCAAGUAAAGCAAGAACAUGUAUUAUUGGAUAUUUCGUUUGCGGAAAUUGCGUUGCUGUUGCCGAUGAGAAUGUGGUGCUGAGCCUAAUUGAUGGUUUGGGUUUUAUCGCUUUUAAGUUAAGUACCGGCCAGAAAGUCGGAAUUGUUAGAGGAAUUGUACAACAAUCGGGAGACAGCGACCAUAAUCCAACACUAUUGCUCACACGUCUUCCGGUUGAUCCGGUCUAACAAUCAUAUUCUUGGGUAACGAGUCUCAGAAUGCCCAAAAGAUCCGACUAACUUGCCUUGCACGUAAGAGAUGACGUUCAGCUAGCAAACACCAAUUUGAGAGUUUUUUAUUUUAAAUCGUCUCUUCUAAAGCCGUUGGAGUUUCGAGAAGUGCGCAAGUUGAUUUUUUCAAGAGUGCUAUAGGCUCUUGGGUGCGUCGACCAGCGUGAUUGCCCCAACUUUAUUUGUCAUGAUACGAGUGCGGAAGACCUUAUGCCUUCCUACAUCGGAACUGCAAUGUAUAAGUCGCUUCAAUAAGAAACUUAAAAAAUAUAGAAAUUAUGGAGCAAGUGUCAAAUGACAGUUUUAACUAAGAGUCGCAAUGGAGUGACGAGAAUAAGCAGGAUGCAGGUAUUCUCACUAGUUUAAGACCAUCAAGUUCACGUACAACGUAUUAAUCGAACCGUGGAAUUUGAAGAUCCAUUCUCACUGAUUGCUGUCAACAGUUAAGCGAGUCGAUAUCUUCUGUUGAAUGCUAAAAUAAAAGUAUCGCUCACGUCCUAAUCGCAGUAAGUGCACGAAUGGCAUUGCGGUCGAUUUGUCGAGAUAUUUCUCCGAUCUUCGUAAGUGGAAACCAGCUUAAAUGUUAUAUUGGUGCGGGGAGGAGUUUGAUGACUCGAGCGGGUUUAAAUGCAACCUGAUUGUCGACAUCUGAGGAACUAAAUCUGGAGAAAUCAUGCACCCACCGAAUCGGUCACGAUUGGAUUAAGUAAGACGGUUUCUCGACUUUGGAAACAAGCGUGUACGAUUUCGAGAUAAUAUUGUAGUGGAAUACUUAAGUAGACACUAAUCUCAUAUUACCAUAACAUGGAUUUCUUGGCAUU